Molecule: messenger RNA, 3234 nt
Organism: Arvicola amphibius (Eurasian water vole)
Lineage: Eukaryota; Metazoa; Chordata; Mammalia; Rodentia; Cricetidae
Gene: Tmem154
Product: transmembrane protein 154
Exons: 7
Coding region: 62-607 (181 amino acids)
Source: RefSeq, a predicted model, not a curated record
UGUGCGCGUCGGAGGGCGGCCGGGGCUCCGCAGCAUCCUGAGCGCAGGCGAGCCAGCUGACAUGACCGCGCUGUGCAUUGCCCUGGUCUCGGCCCUAGGACUGGCGCUCGGUCACUCCGACCAGGGCACCGAGGAGGAGUUAGAGCACUCAGGGUUCGGCACCACAGAAGAAGAAAAGGCAGAUGAAGAGACAACCAGCGCUUUGGCUCUGGUGAGCACAGAGGUGUUACCUGCAGAUACAAAUUCUACACACACCAAUGAGGGAGCCCUAGGCUCGCAGGAGUUCGUGCUAAUGGUGGCGGUCCCACUGGCUGCUCUGGUCAUUCUUUUAUCUGUGGUUCUCCUUGCGGUCUACUUUAAAAGCAGGAGACACAAGCAAGAGCCUUCUAGCCAAGGAUCUCAGAGUGUCCUGCAGACAUGCGAACCCAUUGGCGAAAACCUGAAAGUCCCUAUUUUUGAAGAGGACACACCCUCCGUGAUGGAAAUAGAGGUGGAAGAGCUGGACAAGUGGAUGAGCAGCAUGACUAGAAAUGCCGACCAUGAAUGUUUACCUACUUUGAAGGAAGAAAAGGAGCCAAACCUCAGCCCAAGCGACAGUGAGUCCUAAUCUGAGCGGUGUUGAUGUUCUCCAAGAGCACACUCCCUGAGGGCACCUGCUGGGCCUGACACGGGAAGAUGAAGAGGAGACAGGUUCCAUCCGUUUCAAAUCAGUGUAGACACGAGACCCAUUUUACUGUUUCUUCCACACCCCCUCUUCAGACAAUGACACCCGGGGACUAGUCCUAGGAAAGGCCUGGCGGCCCGCCAGAGUAACCGUCUGCGUGGAACUCGGGGUGCAGAAGGGGCACAACUGAUCAGUGGGCGUCCCCUCCUCAUUCAUUCUGAUCACCUUUAAGCCGCCAUCACUGGUCGGCUUCACCCCUGAGGAUUUGAAUAAGGAAGCUGGUCUUCUUCCGGGUCACCUCACUACCUACCGGCUUUGGAUGACAUCGUCUCGUUAUUCAUGUCCUCUGACAGGUCAACUCCGUUCUUCUGGGACUUUCCUCACGUCAUGCCACGUCACAGAGAAGACACCGAACGAAGCAAGUGUUUCAUAUCCACACCACCCCAGGGGGGCUGUUGAGCUUGUUUUCCACCUGCUAAGGAAAUACAACAAGGAAGGGCACAGCCCUCACGGGAGAACCUCGAGUGGCUCACAGACUCGCACCCAGCCACACUCAGCCACAUCUCAGUCACCUUUGAAAACGAUGUAGAAGAAAUAAGCCGUCUUUAUUGAGAGAGGCAACAUUUUCCUUCUCUACCAAGAUCACCUUGCAACAUCUCAAAGCUGUUGUUUUGAUCUUGUCUCAUGCCACAGGCCUGUCCUGUACGGGCACGCGGCAUGGAAUGCGUGCAGCCUGAGAUCAUCGUGGAGAUUCUCAAGGGUGAACAAGAUAGAUCUGUACCUGUGGCAGCUGCGGCUUGCUCUGCUCUGCAGUCUCUUCUGCACGCUAUGGCCCUUCCUGUAGGGCUGGGAAGAGUCCCCAGCCCUCAACACAACACUCCGGGAGGUGGCUAUUAGGCCAUCAGAGAAGACAUUCUCCAUGAGAUUCCUGGACAUCCAUGUGCUAAAAACUGUGGUGUGAAACGCAGAAGGGCCCACUAAUAUCUUCUCCUCCACCAUGCCAGCCCCAUUUAAUCCUCAGCUUUCUAGCUCCGACCUUUGAAAGGCCGUAGCAAAUCGAGUCCUUAGCUCUCCUGGGAUGCUUGGUAUUUUAUUCCAGGAAAGAAACAAAGAAUGAGAAUUUUUAUUCUGCUAACCACGUAUAAACCGAGGGGAGAUGAAGCUAACUGAACUUUUUUGCUGCUGAAUUUGGAGUCUGUGUUUGAAAGGCUACCUUCAUGCUCCACAGGGUGCCUUCUGCCUCCUUGAGGCCCCUUCAUCGAGCUCUUGCCUUCUGAGUGCUGCAGAUAAUUUUAUAGGCAGAACUGCAGGCUAGGGUGGAAGACAACUCUGGUUGCAUUGGAUCCUGGCUGUCCCGCUGUCCUGGGACUUUGCAGUGCUCUGACAAAGGACAGUGUUCGACAGUGCAUCCUCAACAGAUUGGUCUGUCACGCCCUCAGCGUUCUGGCAUGGCUCAGUCCCUGCCCCUGGACAUUCACAAUCAAUUUGUAACCUGUCCUGAUUCUCAGACAUUCACCCAGCAAAUGCUGCCUUCCGAGUCAUCUUUGCUCGUCCUUUCUUCUGCUCAUGACUGUUCCUUGAAAUUUGCUUCUCUUUCUCUGAAAAGUCUGGUUCCUUCUUUCUCAGGCUGUCUAAGAUCCUUGCUGACUACCUAGGCCUUUGACCUUGGUCUAAUUCUGUCCAAUAUCUAACUUCGGAAGUCCUCAGAAGUGUCCGAGGUCUUGGACUGUUACUCUGCAUAAAGUGGUGUUUUGUGAGAUGAUAAUUAAAUUCUCAUCCAACCUGCUAAAUAACCUCAAACUCCCAAAGAAACCAAUUGACCUGCAAGAUGUUGGGUUUACAACUAAGAACUGUGUUGGCUUCUCUAGCUGCACAGUGCACAGGAACUUUCUACAAAGCUAGUUUGCUCUGGCAAGACUCAUAAUGUUAGCAUGGGUCAAGCUGUCACGUUAACCCUAGGAUCCUGAAUCUUUAUUAUUAGGCAAUCAGAGCACAGCAUAUGUAUAUGACAAUUUCAAGAAUUCUUUUUUUAAAAAAAACUUAUUUACCUAUGUAUACGACUGCUCCAUUUGCUUCUAUGUCUGCAUGCCAGAAGAGGGCAUCAGAUCUCAUUAUGGAUGAUUGUGGGCCGCUACAUGGUUGCUGGGAAUUGAACUCAGGACUUCAGGAAGGAUAGCCAGUGCCCUUAACCACUCUCUCCAGCCCUCCAAGGAUUCUUAAAACAAAAUACUUAUCUUUUACAUUAUUAAUAGAAAAAAAAACCUCAUCAGUUUGUCCAAGCUGGAUAGCCAAUCAGAACAAAUCAAAUUUUAAAAUAAAGAUGGGCAGGGAAUAUAUCCCAGUUGGGGGUUGUUUGCCUCACACACACAAAGCCCUGGGUUGGUUCAGUUCUUAGCAUAAUCUCGGUGUGGCUGCAGGAAGGUCAUUCCUAUAAGUUCAAGGUCAUUCUCCACCACAGAGGGAGUUUGUGGUCAGCCUGGACAGUCUAAAAACCCCAAAACCAAAAACAAAGAACCAUUUUAAAGACACAUGCUUUGGUGUUUUGUUUCGUUGAGUAGGUUGAUGGCAUU